CCCAAAACCCAUAAUUCCUUAAGCCCUGAAAAUCCUCUCUAUCAUCCAAACAAAAUAAUUCUGCAACCAUGGAUUUUCAAGUGGUUGUAUUAGCAGGAGGCUUCUCCAAGACCCUUGUCCCUCUUGUUUCCAAGGAGGUGCCCAAAGCCUUGCUCCCGGUUGCGAACAGGCCAGUUCUUUCUUAUGUUUUGGAGCUUCUUGAGCAAAAUAACCUUAAGGAUCUCAUUGUUGUUGUUGAGAGCGAAAGCGCGGCUUUGCUUAUAGGAGGUUGGAUAUCAAGUGCCUAUGUUGAUCGCCUGCACGUGGAGGUGGCAGCAGUUCCUGAAGAAAUUGGGACAGCUGGUGCUCUGCGAGCUAUUGAUCACCACUUGACUGCAAGUGAUAUCUUGGUUGUGAGUGGUGAUCUUGUUUGUGAUGUCCCACCUGGGGUUGUAGCUGCUACUCAUCGACGACACGAUGCAGUAGUCACUGCAAUGCUUUGUUCUAAUCCUGUUAGUGGAUCAACAGAAUCAGGUUCCUCUGGCGUAAAGGACAAAGCCAAGAAACGCUAUAACAUAAUAGGACUGGACCCCACAAAGCAGUUUCUGUUGCAUGUAGCAGCUGGAGUUGAAGUUGAGAAAGAUGUACGAGUUCAGAAGAGCAUCCUCAGAGCAGUAGGCCAGAUGGAUAUUCGUGCUGAUUUAAUGGACGCUCAUAUGUAUGCUUUCAAGAGGUCUGUUUUGCAAGAGGUUCUGAAUCAAAAAGAAGCUUUCCAGAGCCUAAGACGAGAUGUUUUACCUUAUCUAGUUAGAAGCCAGCUGAGAUCUGAACUGUUGUUAAAUGGAGUGCAAUCAGAAGAAAAUGGGAAUGAUAAGGAUGCUUCACAGAAUCCCAAAAUUGUGCUGUCUCAGCUUCUGGCUAAUGCAUCUACCCCAAGUUUUCAUGAAUUGCAGCAUGCCUUGGGUCCAAAUGGUUUCUCUCUUAGUCCAAGGAAAACUCAUAAAUGCUGUGUCUAUAUUGCCAGCAACAGCAACUAUUGUGUACGCUUGAAUACCAUCCAGGCAUUCUCUGACAUAAAUCGAGAUGUCAUAGGGGAUGCAAGUCACCUUUCUGGCUAUUCUUUCUCUGCUCAGAAUAACAUUAUUGAUCCAUCUGCUGUGCUUGGUUCAAAGACAACUGUGGGACCACAGUGUAUGCUAGGGGAAGGUUCACAGAUGGGUGAUAAAUGCAGUGUAAAGAAGUCAGUUAUUGGCCGUCACUGCCGGAUAGGUUCAAAUGUUAAGAUUGUUAAUUCCAUUGUUAUGAACCAUGUCACCAUUGGAGAUGGUUGUUCAAUCCAAGGUUCUGUUGUUUGUAGUAACGUGCAACUCCUAGAACGCGUUGUUUUGAAGGACUGUCAGGUUGGAGCAGGUUUUGUAGUCAUUGCUGGGAGUGAACACAAGGGAGAAUCAUUGGCAAAGAAAGAGAAGUAGUGAUAGUUUUGUUUUACUUUUUUUUUUCCUGGUUAAACAAGGCUACCCUUGUAUUUUUUAUUUUUGUGCCAUCUUUUAGGAAAAUCAGGUCAAGAUCAGUUUUGUUUGAUAUUCAUGUAGCUGUAGUUUUCCCUCCCGUUAAGAGUAGAAAAAUGCCAUUUGUUACCUCUUUUUGGGGAGUGGGCUCGUUGUACAAACAUCUACUUCACACAGAUUGUAGCAAAAGAUUGGAAAAUCAUUGCUGUUUGUAUUUUUUGCACAAAAAGGAAAAAGAAAUGUGAUUUUAUGCUUC
This is a messenger RNA of Coffea eugenioides, 1743 nucleotides long. RefSeq names its product translation initiation factor eIF-2B subunit gamma. Gene Ontology annotation, biological process: cytoplasmic translational initiation; biosynthetic process. The transcript has 13 exons. Gene Ontology annotation, cellular component: guanyl-nucleotide exchange factor complex; eukaryotic translation initiation factor 2B complex. The record is from RefSeq and is a predicted model, not a curated record. Gene Ontology annotation, molecular function: guanyl-nucleotide exchange factor activity; translation initiation factor activity. NCBI's taxonomy places the organism in Eukaryota, Viridiplantae, Streptophyta, Magnoliopsida, Gentianales, Rubiaceae. Bases 69 to 1451 code for a protein of 460 amino acids.